UUGGCAAUUUCACUGCACCAGCGGGGACUUGGCUUGAAGCCGAACGAGGGCGUCAAGACAGAAGAGUUUUGAGGCCGAUUUUGAUAUUUGGGUUUCCUUUGAGCACUCGUGCGUGCGUGUCUUGGGGUUCGAGUCCAACGUCAUUGUUGGGUUUGGGGAUCAGGAGGCUUCUAAGGCGUGAUUUCAGGAUUCGAGAGACACAUUGUUGUAUAGAGUGUUUGUUUUUGGUUUGGAGGUUCUUUUCCGCCCAACAAGUUUUAAUAGGCGCUGGAGUUGCUCGUAUGAUCAAGGUGCAUUGUAAAGGUACUACAGACUUUUGAGACGGCGGGGAGUGCAUAAUUGUGAGUGUGUUGGAUUCGCUCUUUCUAGACCAUGUGGAUGUCUUUAGCGGAAAGACCUAUAUUGGCAGGUUGUGAAUGAUAUCGUAAUCAGCUUAUGCAGCAAACGAAUUCCGUAAUCGCAGAGGAGUCUGAACUGAGGUAGAAGAGCCGAUAGAGCCAACACAAGAGCUCAUCUCAGCUAAAGAUAGCAUUGCAAGGAGGGUUCCAAGUGGGGAUGUGUGAAGAAUUUCGAAGAUGCCUUCGCCACGGUUUACCGUAGCUUAUGCCCUGACUCCAAAGAAGACCCGGAGCUUCAUGCAACAAAAACUGGAGGCCCAAGCCAGGUCGAGGGGGAUUACAUUUGUGGCCCUUGAUCGUAAUAGAGCACUCAUAGACCAGGGGCCUUUUGACGUCAUUCUCCACAAGUUGGCAGGAAAGGAAUGGCGGCAAGAGCUAGAGGACUACGUGCAGAAAUUCCCAGAUGUGAUAGUUUUGGAUCCACCGGGUGCAAUUCAGCAACUCAGGAAUCGACAAUCUAUGUUACAAGACGUAGCAGACUUAAGACUCACCGAUUCUGAUGGACAAGUACGAGUUCCAAAGCAACUGGUGGUUGUCGGUGAUUCGUCCUGCAUUCCAUCCUCCGUAGCUGAAGCAGGAUUGAAGCUGCCUUUGGUUGCAAAGCCAUUGGUGGCUGAUGGUUCUGCCAAGUCACAUGCCAUGUCACUUGCAUAUGACCGUUUUGGGCUAUCUUCCCUGGACACUCCCCUUGUUCUUCAAGAAUUUGUGAACCACGGCGGUGUACUGUUCAAAGUGUACGUUAUUGGUAAUGCUAUCAAGGUAGUACGAAGAUAUUCUUUGCCCGAUCUAGGCGAAGGAGACCAAGUAGGUUUUGGUGUGAAGUCUUUUCCAAGGGUUUCCUCUGCAGCCGCUACUGCCGAAGAAGCUGACUUAGAUCCAGAAGUCGCAGAGUUGCCACCUCAGCGGCUCCUCGACUGCUUAGUGGCCGAGUUACGUACAAGACUGGGGUUGUCACUCUUCAACUUUGACAUGAUCCGAGAAGGAGGUGCUGGAAAUUGUUACUACGUUAUUGACAUCAAUUAUUUUCCUGGCUAUGGCAAGUUGCCAGAUUAUGAGUUGUUGAUCACUGAUUAUCUAGUAGAGUUGGCAAGGAGGAAAGGCAAGAAGCUUGGAUCAGGAGGACCUGCUCUUGCUUUUGAGGAAAGCCCUAGUGCAUCGUGAAAGUAUUUCCCUCGUCGAUGUUUUUAUUUUUACUUCAAAUUUUUUAAAUGCGUUUCAAGCCUCAAUAAUUAUCGCAAGAUUUGGUGCAUAAUCGACUGGGGGCACGGAUAGGCAUAAUGUUUAGUGAUUUCAUGACCAAAGUAAAUUGAGAGCUGGAAUUGUUACUAGGGUGCCAUUCUGAGCCAUGAAAUUAGUGUAGAUCCAAAAGUACUUUUGGUGGACACUAUCUUGAUGGUGGUAACAAACCUUGAAUUUUCCCUAUCAAGACACAAGAAGACUCCCGUGUUUUUUGAUACACAUUUUUCGUUCUUU
Messenger RNA from Physcomitrium patens, 1871 nucleotides. Lineage: Eukaryota; Viridiplantae; Streptophyta; Bryopsida; Funariales; Funariaceae. The record is from RefSeq and is a predicted model, not a curated record.